AUGGUUAUCUCAGAUAAUAAACUCGAUAAUAAAAAUACCGAAAAUGCUUCAAUGAUUAACACAGAAUCAUCACAAUGUAUUGUAACUCCACAUAAUAUCCUUAAUUUUACUGAACUGAAUAAUUCUUCAGCAGAAGAUACAUUUUUUAUUUUUUGGUUUAUUUGCGUAUACAGAUUUAUAUGUUUUGUAUACAUUUUUAUUAUUUUUACUAUUUCUAUUUCUAUUGGUUUUAUUAUUUCUGGUAUAUUACAGGAAAUUAAAAAAUAUUCAGAAAUAGAAUAUUUAAAGGAUCUGAUACUUGGAGGAGUUCUUGGGAUAUCUCAGUUAAUUAAGUAUACGAUUGAUAGAAACAAUUUUUAUAUUUAUAUCAUGCGUAUACCACGUAAGAAUAUUUAUUCAUCUCUUUUAUAUUCUGUAAUUAUUAUUAGUAGUAUAGGUAUUGUACUGGGGAUUAUUAUAAGCAUACUUUUUAAUAGUACAGAAACAACUGAGAUAGUAUUAAAAUCAACAAAACAUAUGGUAGAAUUAGGAAUAUUUACAUCUAUUAUGCAAAUUAUAGAGGUGGUGGGGAUAUCAUUAUGUAUUUUAAUUUACCACAGGACAGUUAUAUACAGUGACAAGUUUAAAAGAAGAAUUAUGGGGAUUGCAUUAUCAUUAACUAUGUUUAUAAUUUUAUUAUAUGGAUGGUUUGUGUACUAUUCAGUGAUUAAUAAGGAUAUUUCUUAUUUGUUAUCUUUUUAG
Nematocida parisii ERTm1 is the source of this 741-nucleotide messenger RNA. RefSeq lists its product as uncharacterized. The record is from RefSeq and is a predicted model, not a curated record. The transcript has a single exon. Lineage: Eukaryota; Fungi; Microsporidia. The coding region runs from base 1 to 741 and encodes 246 amino acids.